GUGUUUACAUGUCCGACAGAUCCGACCGCAGGGGAAAGGAGACCGGACACUGCUGUGAGAUGUAACUGUGCCCGAUCGUGGUGCAUGCUGGGACUUAUAGUUAAUUAUUAGCUUCAUAGACUACCCAUUACCUUGUCUGCUGCAGGAGGAAAAAUGGCUGCAAAGUGGGACACUGGUCAUGUCAAUCCUGUGUUAUGUCUGGCAGUCAGCAAGGAGAGAGUGAUUGCUUCUGGUGCUGAAAGUGGUGAGGUUACCAUCUGGAGUGAGCAAGGAACUCCAAUGGGCAAGAUCCAUGUGAAGGGCGAUGAAGAUGUAACAGGCGUGGCAUUCUCUCCAGUUUCUUUCUCCAAGCUUUAUGCUGCUCACGGGGAGACUAUCUCUGUGCUGGACACCAGAGUCUUAGCAGAACCGGUGGAAACAUUCAGCGUCAACAAAGACGAGAUCAACUGUAUUUCUGUCAAUGAAACAGACAGUCUCCUAGCGGCUGCUGAUGACUCUGGCACUGUGAAAGUCUUAGACUUACAGACUAAGAAAGUUUGUAGGACCCUGCAGAGACACACUAAUAUAUGUUCAGCAGUUUCUUUUAGACCUCAUCGCCCACAGAGCCUUGUGUCAUGUGGACUCGACAUGCAGGUGAUGCUCUGGAAUGUGCAGAAAGCAAGACCUCUAUGGCUUACAAAUCUGCAACAUUUGGCUCAAGACGAAGAAGAUACGGAUCUCCAUCAAUCCCCAGGUCAGCUCUUUAAUCCACCACUGGCUCAUUCGCUUUCCAUAUCCAACUGUGGAAAUGUGUUUUGCUGUGGUGCCGAGGAUGGCAAAAUCCGUUCCUUUCGGAUAACAGGAACUCGAUUCGAAGAAGACUUGUGUUUUAAGGCUCACACUCAAGGUGUCUCUCAAGUCAGUUUUUUAGAGCAAGAUCCUGGACAGACUUUCUUACUCUCUGGAGGCAAUGAUGGUAGAGUGUGUCUUUGGGUUCUCGGAAAAGACACAGUGCAACCCCAGAAACCGCAAAAACAUCUCCACUCAAAGAAGUCAACGUCCAAAGUUAAAUUGAAACAUAUGACAGAAGCGUCUCCAAGAGUGACUUCAAGUCUCUGCAUUGAGCAUGGAGAAAAAGUGAAUUGGAUUCUAGGAGCUGAACUGCAGGGGUCAAAAGUGGUUCUGGUUGCUGACCCUAGCAAUGCCAUAUCCAUGUAUCAGCUUGGCGAGCUAUAGAUGGCGUAGGUGCACUUAGUAAAGAGUUAAUAGCAAUGGACAUAUGCAACCAAGUCACUUUGAUGGACUGAUGUGUCUGACAAGGAUCUAUAUGCAGUGCCUUACAAAGUGUUAACAUAGAGACUGAAGCUUAUUGUACUAUACCAGAAAGAAGUUCCCCUUGGGUGUCUCUGGGCAACAAUAUAUAUAUACAACAAGUUUCCUUGGGGAAAUAAAUCCCCUCAGGGAUA
Molecule: messenger RNA, 1445 nt
Organism: Hyla sarda
Lineage: Eukaryota; Metazoa; Chordata; Amphibia; Anura; Hylidae
Gene: WDR53
Product: WD repeat domain 53
Exons: 3
Coding region: 154-1215 (353 amino acids)
Molecular function (GO): protein binding
Source: RefSeq, a predicted model, not a curated record